AUGGACUAUAGUUCUAUGCACAACGACAACGACGAGGCCUCCCCUGGGGCUCCCCGGCCAUUCCCCCACGAGGCGGAUGAGCGCCGAGGCUUCCGCCCUAACGACGCCGACUCCGAUGCUGGUGACUACCCCGACUUUGCCUCGAGCACCACCGCUAGGGAUUCCGAGGGCAUCGCGGCCCACCACGAGGUUGACGACCAACAACCUCCGGCAACUCCACAGAAGCCCCAGGGCCCGUCGCGGCCGGCGGAGCCGGGGCAGGCGUCUCAAACCGAAGAGCAGGCGCGGAAGCCGACUACCAACCUUCCGAGGUUCCGCACGACCCAGUACCGCGAUGUUCGUCGCCUGCAUUCAGAAUUUGUCAAGCUCGCGGAGCACCUUAUAUCCGCCAAUCCCGAAGCUUUUGUUCCCGCCGUUCCGGCUGCGUUGACCUCCGCCGGCGCCGGCACAGAGGAGGACGAAGUCCGUGUCAAGGCUCUCAUGCAGCGGUGGUUGAGCUACGUCUGCAGCAGCGAGACCCUGAUGAGAGAUGAUGAGAUGGUCCUUUUUGUUGAAAGCGAUUUCGGCUACAGCCCCAUGGUCAAGAUGAAGCAGCCCGCCACCGGCGUCAGGCGAAAGAUCCUCAAGCAGUUUGCCCCCUCCCGAUGA
Parascedosporium putredinis is the source of this 648-nucleotide messenger RNA. NCBI's taxonomy places the organism in Eukaryota, Fungi, Ascomycota, Sordariomycetes, Microascales, Microascaceae. The record is from the annotation of a GenBank genome assembly.